CGGCGGACGGGUAGCAUCGGUUCUAGGAUGCGAGGGUCAUCUCCUCCCGGGCAGGGGUCAAAUCCUCGGGAAUCCGAGACAUCUCGUCCAGCCAGCUGCCCCAAACGGGGCGCAGGCCAUUGUCACCAGUCUAGGAGACUCCGGAGAACCGCCACUCCGUCCCUCUCCGGUGCAGAAAGCAAGCUUCCCCUGGUCCGCUGGGAAGAUUCCUGGCUAUCCACCAGACCGAGGCAUCUGAGGGCAGGAGAUGAGCCAAGCAUGCGGGAUAGAACAGUGGAGAGCACUUUGUUCUGAUUGCCUGUCCUCCCCACCCGAACUCUGACUCGGCGCCGCACACUCCCCCCGGGGGGGACGGAGGGGGGCGGCGCAGUCACGCGCGCCCCACACUUGCGCUCACAAGCACGCAAGGCUCUCUCUCUCCGCCCCGCACACCUGCGCUCCGCCCCCUGGUCCCGGGCUGGCGACUGGAGAAGGCAUUUGGGAACCUAGGGCGGCUGCGGCGGCGCCCCCCCAUCCCCGUUUCCUUCCCCUUCCCACAGCCGGAGUUGUCCGGAGCCAGCCGCAGCUCCCAACCAGCCCGCAUCCCUCUUCAUCCUUCCCUCCCCCCGCCUGCCGCGGCACCGGUAUCUGCAGCCAGAGCCCGGAGCCGGUGAGGCGGCGAGGGGGGGAGGGGGAGGAAGCAAGGGAUGAGCGCCGGGAGGGCGUCGGGGGCCCUAAGCCGGACUAGGACGUCCCUGGAGACGGAACCCGAGCCGGAGCCGGAGCCAGAACCAAGCCACCGUGUCCUUGGGAGGGACGGAAGCUCAGGACAAGCUGGAAAGGGGAACGCUCUGGGCGUCGGGGAAGCAGGAUCAGGGUCGUGGAAGAGGGCUUGCGCAGCCACCGUCUGGCACCCCUGCCCCGGACCAGCACCCCUGUCCCUAGCUGCAGCCCCCUAACCCCAGGAGGCGCCCUGGCCCGCGCUCGCCCCCCAGGGCCUCAUGUCGGAACCACAGCCUGACCUGGAGCCGCCCCAACAUGGGCUAUACAUGCUCUUCCUGCUUGUGCUGGUCUUCUUCCUCAUGGGCCUCGUAGGCUUCAUGAUCUGCCACGUGCUCAAGAAGAAGGGCUACCGCUGCCGCACGUCGAGGGGCUCGGAGCCCGACGAUGCCCAGCUCCAGCCCCCUGAAGACGAUGACAUGAAUGAGGACACCGUUGAGAGGAUUGUUCGCUGCAUCAUCCAAAAUGAAGCCAAUGCUGAGGCCUUGAAGGAGAUGCUGGGGGACAGUGAAGGAGAAGGGACAGUGCAGCUGUCCAGCGUGGAUGCCACCUCCAGCCUGCAAGAUGGAGCCCCUUCCCAUCAUCACACAGUGCAUCUGGGCUCUGCAGCCCCUUGUAUCCACUGCAGCCGCAACAAGAGGCCCCCACUUGUUCGUCAGGGACGCUCCAAGGAAGGAAAGAGCCGCCCCCGGCCUGGAGAGACCACCGUGUUCUCUGUGGGCAGGUUCCGGGUGACACACAUUGAGAAGCGCUAUGGGCUACAUGAGCAUCGUGAUGGCUCUCCCACGGACAGGAACUGGGGGUCUGGUGGAGGGCAGGACACAGGGGGUAGUCAGGGGUCUGGGGGAGGGCAGCCCAGGGCAGGGACACCUGCCAUUGAGAGUGUGCCCCCUGAAAGGCCACAGCCCCCAGGCCUCGCCAGUCCCCCAGCGCAGAAUGGAGGACUCAGGGAUGGCAGCCUAGUCCCUUGUGCACUUGAGGGGAACGCUAGAACCUUCACAGAGCCCAUGUCUGGGGCUGGAGAGAGGGGCCCAAGCCCAGGACUGGCCAGUCGAGAGGCAAUUGGACAGUCAAGCAAACUGGACACCUCAGAUCACCAGGUGUCCCCACCACGGGGAGCAGGGGGUGUGUGAGGUAAGUCUGCCUGGGCCCCAAAUCAGAUAAUCUCAUCUUCCCACCCCCUACUUACACCACCUAAGCCCAUUAGCUCACUGUACUCCCCAGGAUGGACUUUGCUGCAAAUUCCUUGGUUUAAGUGGUGGGGAGUGGGCAUGUGCUCCAGCAGACAGGGAAGGUCCUACAGCCCCCCGGGGGAAAGCUGAGACACAUCCUGAAUAGAAAGCAACAUUGUUACCCUUCCUCUCCUCCAAGCCUCCUUCUUCAUUGUGAUGAUGGACUACCAGCUGGCAGGGCCAGGGGGUGGGCGGGCAUGAAGGCCCUCCUCUCCACUGGACAGCACUGCCCCCACCUGAGGAACCAGCUCUACUUCCAUCUGGAGUUGCAUGGCCUCAGGCUGGGGGACCUCGGGAGAAGUCUCAAUCCCAUCCCUCAGUCUCUUUCACUUCCCCUGCCUGCCAACAGGCCGCCUGACCCCUUCCCCAUUAUCUCGCUCCAUUUGCUAGAGCGUGGCAGCUGGGAGCAGGCCCCUGCCCUUGGUGGGCCCCUAAAGCAAUAGCACCUUAGGCCCCCUGCCCUCUUGGCAAAAGAGGUCCAGGCCCUGGCUUGGGCUUAGUGCCCUUUAUUCACUGUCAAUAAAUCCGCUCAGACCAUUACA
This is a messenger RNA of Lontra canadensis (Northern American river otter), 2533 nucleotides long. It is a transcript of the gene RELL2, whose product is annotated as RELT like 2. The record is from RefSeq and is a predicted model, not a curated record. NCBI's taxonomy places the organism in Eukaryota, Metazoa, Chordata, Mammalia, Carnivora, Mustelidae. Gene Ontology annotation, biological process: positive regulation of cell-substrate adhesion; positive regulation of p38MAPK cascade. The transcript is spliced from 8 exons.